Molecule: messenger RNA, 2124 nt
Organism: Cooperia oncophora
Lineage: Eukaryota; Metazoa; Nematoda; Chromadorea; Rhabditida; Trichostrongylidae
Source: the annotation of a GenBank genome assembly
AUGUCUGACGACAAGGGCGAAACCUUUGCAUUCCAAGCUGAGAUUGCUCAGCUUAUGAGCUUGAUUAUUAACACUUUCUAUAGCAACAAGGAAAUCUUCUUGAGAGAACUAAUUUCGAACUCCUCCGAUGCAUUGGAUAAAAUCCGAUAUCAGGCUCUUACUGAGCCAGGAGAGCUCGAUACUGGAAAGGAACUUUACAUCAAAAUUAUUCCAAACAAGGAGGACAAAACCCUCACCAUUAUCGAUACUGGUAUCGGAAUGACGAAAGCUGACCUCGUCAACAACUUGGGAACGAUCGCUAAGUCAGGAACGAAGGCUUUCAUGGAGGCGCUUCAGGCUGGCGCUGACAUAUCUAUGAUCGGCCAAUUUGGUGUCGGUUUCUACUCAGCAUUCCUUGUCGCGGACCGUGUGGUGGUCACGUCAAAACAUAACGAUGACGACUGCUACCAAUGGGAAUCCAGCGCUGGUGGCUCAUUCGUUGUUAGGGCUGUUAACGAUCCAGAAGUCACUCGUGGUACCAAGAUCACUAUGCACAUCAAAGAGGAUCAGACUGAGGUGUUGGAAGAGCGCCGUAUUAAGGAGAUCGUCAAGAAGCAUUCUCAGUUCAUUGGUUAUCCCAUCAAACUUGUGGUAGAAAAGGAGCGUGAGAAGGAGGUUGAAGAUGAUGAAGCGGAAGAGGCAAAGGAGGAUGCCAAGGAAGGAGAAGUCGAAAAUGUUGGCGAGGACGAGGAUGCUGACAAGAAGAAGAAAAAGACGAAGAAGAUCAAGGAGAAGUAUCACGAGGAUGAAGAGCUCAACAAGACUAAGCCGAUUUGGACUCGCAAUCCGGAUGACAUCUCAAAUGAAGAGUAUGCAGAGUUCUAUAAGAGUCUGUCAAACGAUUGGGAGGACCAUCUCGCAGUCAAGCACUUCUCGGUUGAGGGUCAACUUGAGUUCCGCGCUCUUCUGUUUGUUCCGCAACGCGCUCCGUUCGAUCUUUUCGAAAAUAAGAAGAACAAGAACUCCAUCAAGCUGUAUGUGCGACGAGUCUUCAUCAUGGAGAAUUGUGAGGAGCUUAUGCCCGAAUACCUCAACUUCAUUAAGGGUGUUGUAGAUUCUGAGGAUCUCCCGCUCAACAUUUCUAGAGAAAUGCUCCAGCAAAGCAAGAUCUUGAAGGUUAUUCGUAAGAAUCUCGUGAAGAAGUGUCUCGAACUGUUCGAGGAAAUCGCCGAGGACAAGGACAACUUCAAGAAGUUCUAUGAACAAUUCGGAAAGAACAUCAAGCUCGGUAUUCAUGAAGACUCAACAAAUCGCAAGAAGAUGGCUGAUUUCCUCCGCUACUAUUCUUCCUCAUCUGCUGAUGAGCCAACAUCUCUCAAAGAUUACGUCUCACGUAUGAAGGACAAUCAGACCCAGAUCUACUACAUCACUGGAGAGUCCAAGGAUGCUGUUGCAAAUUCUGCAUUCGUUGAGCGUGUGCGCAAUCGUGGAUUCGAAGUCCUAUACAUGGUUGACCCGAUUGAUGAGUACUGCGUGCAGCAGCUCAAGGAGUAUGAAGGCAAGAAGUUGGUGUCGGUAACGAAGGAAGGUCUUGAGCUUCCUGAGUCUGAGGAUGAGAAGAAGAAGUUCGAGGAGGAUAAGGUCAAGUUCGAGAACCUAUGCAAGGUCAUCAAGGACAUUCUUGAGAAGAAGGUUGAGAAGGUUGCUGUUUCGAACAGACUUGUUCACUCCCCUUGCUGCAUAGUCACUUCUGAAUACGGUUGGUCGGCCAACAUGGAGCGCAUCAUGAAGGCACAAGCACUUCGAGACUCAUCAACCAUGGGCUACAUGGCAGCCAAGAAGCACUUGGAGAUUAAUCCUGACCAUGCUAUCAUGAAGACGCUGCGCGAAAGGGUCGAGGUUGACAAGAACGACAAGACCGUGAAAGAUCUUGUUAUUUUGUUGUUCGAGACUGCUUUGUUGUCGUCUGGAUUCACUUUGGAGGAGCCGCAGUCCCAUGCAUCACGAAUCUACAGAAUGAUCAAGCUCGGUCUCGAUAUUGGAGAUGAUGAGGACGAAGAACUGCCCGCCGCUUCGUGUGCGGCCGAGGUCCCUAAAGUCGCCGGUGCCGAAGAGGACGCUUCCCGAAUGGAGGAGGUCGAUUAA